Dimorphilus gyrociliatus is the source of this 793-nucleotide messenger RNA. The record is from the annotation of a GenBank genome assembly. NCBI's taxonomy places the organism in Eukaryota, Metazoa, Annelida, Polychaeta, Dinophilidae.
AAUGGAAGUAAGUUGCGGUAAACUUGAAAGGAGCUGCACGGAUAAUUCUUUUAAUGAGGAGAAUUACUAUUGCAAAGAAGAUUUAGAGCUAAGAAAGAACAUCAUACAAGAUGUUAUAGAAUCGGAUUUUGACCAUCAAGAUUUUAAGAGUGGUAUAGAUAAAAUCAUGGUCAUGUUUAUCGAAUUUAUAAUGACUAAUACAAAGAGUAUCUUAUCCAGACCACCAAAUGACAUAGUGAGACACUUUUCAGUUUCUCUCUACGAUGAAAUGCGAACAAUGCAAAAAUUAUUAUGCGGGAAAUCUCUUCAUAUGUCUCAUAAAAUGAGGCAAUUCCUAUGCGCUCACGAGGUUAGCUUUGAAGAUGUGAUGAAAUUGACUAAACGUAUGGAAAAGGAGCAUGAAGUGAUAGAUUCUUUUGAACUAAAGAUAAAAAAAUAUAAGAAGUUCAAAAGAGAUAAGAGCGAAUUGACAAUUGUAGAAAGAGCUUCUUGUCCAGCUUCUUGCUUCAAAGUCAAGAAAAGAGAAAAGUUUAUACUAGAUAAUAAAUUUAUCCAUAACAUUACUUCAGAUGAAGCUAGAGAGGACAAAAUAAUUAUAUUUAAUGAUGCAGUUUUGGGAAAAUUCACUUUCCCUGACGCCUGCGAUCAACUCCAGAGCACAAGCCUCCCGAGUAUUAACUCAGUUGAAAAUGAGAGCAAGUUUUUUGUACCGGAAAUGGAGGAGGGGAUUUUCGAAACAACUUCCCUAACGGAAAACAAUAUUGGGCUGUUGAACGAAGAAAGCGGUUUGUAG